CUGGAGGGUAGUGAACUUGUGCCGUGGACAAGAACCGAAGUUGAUUUGCAAUCAUCAGUUCUUGAACCUCAACCUUCUACUCCUAUGGACCCCAUGAUGAUAGAAGUCACUGUCACUCCCCAGAUUAGUCCAGUUGCAACAAAAGCGAGACCAACUGAAGAAGUUGGUACAUCGGCCGAUGUUGUGACUAGAAUUGAAUCUCCUCUUAAAGAGUCUCUUAGUUUGGACCCGCCGUCCUCUGAGACUUUAGUUGAAAAAGUCCCUGAUGUAGCGGGUGCAUCAACAGCUACCAUUCCUGAACCAAUCUUGACUGUUCAGGAAUCCAGAUUAUCAUCCUUGAGCGAACCAAGUCAUGCUGAAGGUUCUUCCGUCGAAUUUGUUCCUUCAUCAUUAUCAACUCAAAUCCAAGCGUUAUUGGUUGAUGACGAUCCGGACAAGUCUGUUAUCUGCUCUAAUCUCCAAGGCUUCAUCUCCUUUUUGAACUCUAUGGUCGAUCGCAUUCUCUUCAAAAGAUCGUAUUUUGAGAAUUAUAAAAAAUCUUUUGAGCGUUUUAUAUCAGGGUUCAGAGAGGAAGGGUAUAACGACUUAGCCGAUUCAGUCACCGCUUAUUUGGUUGAUUUGAGGCAACAUAUUGAACUUCUGCAAACUCUUCGCACCAAAGGCGUACCUUUUUACAUCGCUUCUCAUAUGGAAUCCAGGCUGCAAGCGUGGCGUAAUUCUCAAGAAUCUGCCAACUCUGAACUCCAACAAUUAAGAGCCCAUAGUCACCAGCUUAGGGUGAAUAUUGGCAAAAGGACACAAGCCAAGGUCAACCUACGCCGAGAUAUAAAAUCGAGUCGAGCGGAAAUAGCUCGCUUAGAGGAGGAACUUGCAAUGGCCAAGGAUGCUCUUGAUGUCUUGGAGUCUGAGUUGACGCAGGAAAUUCAUGUUGAGGAAGACCUGUUACAGCAACUGAACUUUCAAGAUAAAAUAAUUGCUGAGAAGGAACAAGAGGUCGCCGCGCUUCAAAGUGUUGAUGAAGAAGCUUUCAAAAUUAAAUUGACGGCUGAGCUUGAACAGACUUAUGCGUUAGAGCUGUCAAAACUUGAAAAUCAAAUUAGUCAAUAUAAACUCUUGUAAUCGGAGAACAUUAUAUUUUUGUUUGUAGCUUUGUUUGAAAAUUCUUGGUCAAUAUAGUGAACCUUUUUGCUCAUUAUAUUGAAUCUUUUUGCUCAUUGAGGUUUUUUAUUAUGAUUACUCAU
Asparagus officinalis (garden asparagus) is the source of this 1241-nucleotide messenger RNA. Its product is annotated as golgin subfamily A member 5-like. Lineage: Eukaryota; Viridiplantae; Streptophyta; Magnoliopsida; Asparagales; Asparagaceae. The record is from RefSeq and is a predicted model, not a curated record. Bases 85 to 1119 code for a protein of 344 amino acids. The transcript is spliced from 3 exons.